UUCCCAUUUUUCGAAUGUUUUAUGAUUAAGUAUGGACUCGGUUUAAGCGUGAAGACUUUAGGAAGUUGUUUUACAAUCAUUGAAAACGCGCAUUAUGUGGACAUCGUCGGAUUAUACGCCUCUGUUCUUGUGACUCGCUGCUGCUCAAAGAGUAUGGGUGUAACUAAAUAUGAGGUCACUCGCGUGUUACAUCACGUACUUCGUAACUAGACUGUGUACAGGUCUUUGAGUCGAGAUAUCGUUUGUACACAGUUUUAUACCAGCGGAACGGUUCUGUCGCAGUUUCUUCUGAAGACGCUUGCUACCGUAUGUUCGUAGUGUUGGAAAUGCCUUUUCAUGCCCGAGUGCGUUAGUUCAUUGGUUUGCCAAUGUGUUCGCAAUGGGUGACGGUGUGUUUUGCGUGUUUACAUUGUGAAGGUGUACGUUCCUGUUCCUCGUCGUAAAGUUAACCCUAUGUGACUAAUAAAAUUGCAGAAAGUGAUAUUUGAACUAAUAAAUUAUUUCGCAUAGUCCUACGCCAUUCAGCUAACCAAUCUGAAAUUAUGAACGCCAGGUCUCAGACACUAGAACUGACUGUAGAACCCAGGCAGGUAAAGGAAGCUGUAGCUAGUUUAUUUCAUACAGUUCUUUUUCACCGAACAGUGGGAAAGUUUGAAUUCAUUCCUGAAACACCACGCUAUACAGUUGGAACUAUUGGAUUCUGUGAUGUGGAUUGUGAUUUUAUAGAUCUUACCUAUGUUUGUUGUGAUUCCGAGGAUUUAGAUCGCAAUUUGAAGAAAGAAAUUUCGGCGUUUUCGGACUCCCUACAUAGGAGUGCACAGCAGACCACUGGGCAAAUAUCGUUGGAAUUUUUCCAGCGGAAGAAAAACAGGUGGCCAUUUCCUAUAGAAAGUACUUGGGAAGUGUGGACGGUACGUGUGGAAAUUAUUAGAUUGAACAGUGAAUACGAAAGAGAACUAUCAAGAGAGAAAGUUGGUGAUAUGUUGACCGAAAAAAUACUCUAUAUUGUCGAAGUAAUGAAUAGAAACUCAUAUAUUCCAGAAUUUCCUGUUGAGGCAGAAGUGGAUCUUGUUUUUGAUACAACGUAUGAGGGGAUCCAGCCAUACUUAUUUAAGUUAUCACAUACAUUAGCAGGUCCCCCGAACAAUACUGUUGGUUUAACAAUGAAGAAACUGUGGAAAGAAACUCUUACCUAUUGAAUUUUUGUGUAUUAGGUAUUUUUAUUCAGCUCGAUGUUAGUAAACUUCUUUGGCAACUACUGAAAUAUCACUUUUGUAUAAACACUCUUUUUAUUUAUUACACAUUUAGUAUGUUUGUAUAAAACUCGUGGACUUUUUGCUGUUAUGUCAAAAAUUAUACUUGUCAAAAUUCCAGUGUUUAAAACUUUGUUAUAUCAGGUAGGUGCAGUUAACAGUAAGUAAUAAAUAGUGAAUUUCAAAAUAGCUAAGUUUGUGUUGCUCUUUGUUUUGUAAGCUUGUCUAAACAUUAAACUACUUUCAAAAGUUGAAUCAACACAGUAAUGAGAUGCUGCAGAUCUACAGUAUAUGGUUUAUUCAAUGGAAGUUACAUUGCAAUAGAUGUAAAAGACUCUGUGUAUCAUAAGUAGACCUAGAACAAGUAGAUUUCUGUAUUGGUUGUGGUAAUUGGUGUAAUGCAAUAUAUCAAUUCAGUUCCACGUAAAUUGGAACUCUGUUUUGGUAGAGUUGUCACAUAAGGAUUUGAUUUGUUUGUAUAAACUAUAAUGAAA
Molecule: messenger RNA, 1747 nt
Organism: Schistocerca nitens (vagrant locust)
Lineage: Eukaryota; Metazoa; Arthropoda; Insecta; Orthoptera; Acrididae
Product: autophagy-related protein 101-like
Exons: 1
Coding region: 543-1199 (218 amino acids)
Biological process (GO): autophagosome assembly; autophagy
Cellular component (GO): phagophore assembly site
Source: RefSeq, a predicted model, not a curated record